AUGUCAUACCGGUACAUUCAGUUAUUAUCCCUCUCACAUACGUAAAUAAAAGGGCUAACAUAAAGCAAGAAAUUUUAUUUGGGCACAAAUAAAGUAAACCCUGCCACACACACACCACACACGCGCACGCGCUCGCACACCCAUAAUAAAACAACACUCAAUUUAUUGGCAUCUCUGAUAGCGAAAACGAGGCAUAUUUUUGGAUAGUGCCCGAAGGUGUUUAUUUAUUCUGUCACGUUGACCACAAAGACGGCAGUUAAGGUCACAACUGCCACUUUCUACUGCUUAUGACAGAGACGACUACUUUCAUUGUCAUUUCUUUAUACAGCAUAUAAGUAAAAGUGGUCAAAUUUAAUCUUUCAAAUUUCAAAAUCGCCGGCUACAUUUUUACUUAAUAGGUACUGUAACUUCCGCUUACCUCAGCACUGACUUCCGCCAGCUGAGCAGAUGAAUCUUUGUCUGACAGGUCCAAGGCUGUAUUUUGCCCUUGCUCCUAAAUAUUUUGUGAGCCUAAACAGCGCACAGGUUGGUAACAGGACAAUUACGCGUGAUUCCAAGCAUAUUAUAAAUCACCAUUUAGCGCAAUCUAGGUCAAAAUCUGUGAAGUGGAGUACAUUUGGCAGAUAUUUCCCUCGUCAAGUUCAACACCGUCAAAUGCGAGCCUACACGGCUGCACACAAUGAAAUGGAUCUGGUAGAUUUAGUUCGUAAACUCCACCACCUAGCACCUCUAGCGCUGGCCGAGGACUGGGAUAAUGUUGGUCUGCUGGUUGAACCGUCUGCACCUCAUAAAGUCACUGAUGUGCUGCUAACUAUAGACCUGACUGAGGAGGUAUUGGCAGAAGCAUUGGAAAAGAAAGUGAACUUCAUUCUCGCCUACCAUCCACCCAUCUUUGUUCCUUUGAAGAAACUUACGCAGUCGUCAGUGAAGGAGCGGAUCAUCGUAAAAUGCAUAGAGAACAGAAUAGCUGUAUACAGCCCACACACCUGUGUGGAUGCUAUGGAGGGAGGAGUGAAUGAUUGGCUAGUUGAAGCAUUUGGUAAAACAGAGAGAUCAGAUCCUAUCAGCCCAAGUCUGGCUCCCAGCUGGCCCACUGUUGGCAGUUACAGGGUUGAUACAAGAGUGCCUGCCAAUGUGAUCCAUGAAUUUGUGACUCGAGUACAGAACACCCCAGAAGUGGAGAUAACAGACUCAGCAGGGUUGAACUCUAGUGGUCCAGAUCUAAGGUUACAAUUGAACUGUGGAGAGAAAAGCUUAUCCAACUUGAUAGAGCUCUUGCAUAAAUACCAUGCGUACAAGGAGUUCACUGAAGUCAUAGCGCUAGUAAAGCCUCCUAUGCCAGGCUUCGGCAUGGGACGUAUUUCUAAACUCAGUAGUCCCGUCACAUUAGAUGAUGCUGUCACGCGUGUUAAACAACACCUGAACCUGGAGAGAGUCAAUCUGGCAAUCGGAGCUGGUUGCAGCCUUAAGUCAGACAUCAAAACAGUGGCAGUGUGUGCAGGCUCAGGGAGCGGAAUCCUCCAAGACAUCAAGGCUGACCUGUACUUCACUGGAGAGCUUACUCAUCACCAGGUGCUGGAUGCCCAGUCCAAAGGCAGGAGUGUUAUUCUCUGUGGCCAUACCAACACUGAGAGGGGAUACCUUACACAUCUGAAGGAGAAGAUGGACAUCAUGGUGGAGGGAAAAGUCAAUGUUCUCUUGUCUCAAACAGAUACAGAUCCAUGCCCAUUUGUAUAGGCCUGCAACAGUUCCAUGGUAUCAUGGGGAAAGGAUUUUUAGAGCUUCCAGAUUUUGUCUUCAAUCAAUUACUUUUGUUGUGUGCAAAUUUGUCUUUUGUUUAACUUCUAUACAUACUAGUCUUGAGAUUGAGUCUUAAUUGCCAAAGGUCUUUUCUUUAUCUGGUAUUAUACAUUUACAUUUAAGUUCUGUUAUUCAUAGAUAAUUUUUUUAAAAACUAACAUUACAUACAGCAAAUGUCAAACAGAAGCUGGAGAGGGAGAGGCUAAAACCCUUUGUAAAAUAUUCACAGUACAGCGUAGUGAUGAUGACAAUAGUAUACAUUUUACACCCUCGGUGGUAUUUUAGUGCCAUAAUAAUUAAACCUACAAAUUCUUUGUUAUAAAUUGUUAACAGUUACGUUCAUUCAAGUUUUCAGAUUUCCAAUAUUGACUUAGAAGCCAAAUAAGCAGUAAAAUAUCUUUCAGGACAUCUUUUGGAAGACCCGAAAGGCCAUUUUAAGCUGCCAUUUAAUAAAACUUGUUAAAGUCAAUUUCUACUGAUAUAUGUGCACAUCGUGUACAAGUAUGUUAGUUAUUACAAACCUUAUGUUUUUGGUGCUGAAGUACAAGUGACCUAAUGGUUUACCAAGAUACCAGAUAAAAGCUUGGUAAUGAAUUUAAUCUCAUGCCAAAUAUUGCUAUUGCCAACAUUUAACCCCAAUGUAGAAAUCUUCUGUUUAUUAUUAAAAUUUUUACCUGUAAUAUAAACAUAAAUGUUGAAAAUUUGCAAUUUUGGAAAUAUGCAAAGGCAGUAUUGUUGCAUGUUCAUGGUUCUUAAGGCUCAUUUAUGAUAUUGUGAUACAAACCUAGAGCUUUGGCAGUGUUUUCUCUCCAGCCCCUUUUUAAGGUAUAUAGUGAAAGUGAAUAAAGGCAAGUGCUAAUAGAAUAAUGGACAACCUCGCUGUUAAUGGUUCUGUUUUGAUGGCAUCAUACAGUUGAUCUUAUGUAACCAAGGUUAUAUUUGUAAUUGUGAAAUACUUAUGCUUUCAGUGCCUUUUUCAUAAAAAAAAAUGGUAAAAUUUGGAGCAAUUUAUUCAUUAGACAAUUUUCAAGUCUUUCAUUUCUUAACAAUAAAAUGA
Messenger RNA from Lingula anatina, 2857 nucleotides. RefSeq names its product NIF3-like protein 1. Gene Ontology annotation, cellular component: mitochondrion; cytoplasm. Lineage: Eukaryota; Metazoa; Brachiopoda; Lingulata; Lingulida; Lingulidae. The record is from RefSeq and is a predicted model, not a curated record.